Messenger RNA from Calliphora vicina (urban bluebottle blowfly), 3529 nucleotides. RefSeq names its product widerborst (gene wdb). Gene Ontology annotation, biological process: protein dephosphorylation; signal transduction. Lineage: Eukaryota; Metazoa; Arthropoda; Insecta; Diptera; Calliphoridae. Gene Ontology annotation, cellular component: cytosol; nucleus; protein phosphatase type 2A complex. Gene Ontology annotation, molecular function: protein phosphatase activator activity. The record is from RefSeq and is a predicted model, not a curated record. The coding region runs from base 380 to 1999 and encodes 539 amino acids. The transcript has 8 exons.
GCAGAAGAAGAAUAUUAUAAUAAUUUUAAACAUAUGUAAAAAAUUAAUUACAAUCCCUCCAUUAAAUGCACUACUACAACAGCAACAACAACAACCACAACAACUACUAUUCAUCAUUAUUCGAUUUUAUAUUAAUGAAAACACAAGAUAUCGUCAAAUAAUACAUAAACAGAGAAAAGAAAUAAUAAUUUGUAAUAAUUAACAUAUUGUAAACUAACAGCGUAUACAGCAAACUACAGUAGGUUUUCAAUACAAACGAAACUACAAAAAAAAAUAACACGAGGAAGGACGGAGAGAAGGAGUGAAAAGAAGAAGAAGAAAAACAGAAUAGAACUCGUCGAUAAGCACAAACAUCUUAAACACAAGAACAACAGAAAAAAUGUCAUCGGGAACAUUUGUUGAUCGAAUCGAUCCAUUCGCCAAACGUUCAUUGAAAAAGAAAAGCAAAAAGAGUCAAGGUUCCUCACGCUAUAGAAAUUCACAGGAUGUGGAAUUGCAACAAUUGCCACCACUAAAAGCCGAUUGUUCGAGUUUGGAACAAGAAGAAUUAUUUAUUCGCAAAUUGCGUCAGUGUUGCGUAUCAUUUGAUUUUAUGGAUCCUGUGACUGAUUUGAAGGGCAAAGAAAUCAAACGCGCCGCCCUAAAUGAUUUAUCCACCUACAUAACACAUGGACGAGGCGUACUUACAGAAGCUGUGUAUCCUGAAAUUAUACGUAUGAUUUCAUUAAAUUUGUUUCGUACAUUGCCGCCAAGUGAGAAUCCAGAUUUCGAUCCCGAAGAGGAUGAUCCCACUUUAGAGGCCUCCUGGCCACACCUACAGCUGGUGUACGAGGUGUUUUUAAGAUUUUUAGAAUCGCAAGAUUUUCAAGCGACUAUAGGAAAACGUGUUAUUGAUCAAAAGUUUGUUUUACAGCUUUUGGAACUAUUCGAUUCUGAAGAUCCACGUGAACGUGAUUUUUUGAAAACUGUUUUGCAUCGUAUUUAUGGAAAAUUUUUAGGUUUACGAGCAUUUAUAAGAAAGCAAAUCAAUAAUAUAUUUUUGCGUUUUAUUUACGAAACGGAGCAUUUUAACGGUGUCGGCGAGUUGUUGGAAAUACUUGGAAGCAUUAUUAAUGGUUUCGCUCUACCAUUGAAGGCCGAACACAAACAGUUUUUAGUUAAGGUUUUGCUUCCUUUGCACAAAGUAAAAUGUCUGUCACUGUACCACGCUCAGUUGGCCUAUUGUAUUGUACAGUUUCUCGAAAAGGAUCCAUUCUUAACGGAACCAGUCGUACGGGGCCUUUUGAAAUUCUGGCCAAAGACUUGUUCGCAAAAGGAAGUCAUGUUUUUGGGUGAAAUUGAGGAGAUACUCGAUGUAAUCGAUCCACCACAAUUUGUUAAAAUCCAAGAACCUCUAUUUCGUCAAAUCGCCAAAUGUGUAUCCAGUCCACAUUUCCAGGUUGCUGAACGUGCACUGUAUCUGUGGAACAAUGAAUAUGCUAUGUCCUUAAUUGAAGAAAACAAUGCUGUUAUAAUGCCCAUCAUGUUUCCGGCAUUGUAUCGCAUUAGCAAAGAACACUGGAACCAGACAAUUGUGGCUUUAGUUUACAAUGUUUUGAAGACUUUUAUGGAAAUGAAUUCGAAAUUAUUCGAUGAACUUACCUCUAGCUAUAAAGCGGAAAGGCAAAAAGAAAAGAAACGCGAACGAGAUCGCGAAGAACUAUGGAAGAAAUUACACGAAUUAGAGCUCAAUCGUACAAAGAGCAUUCAGGGAGGCAACUCUAAUACUUCAACAAACGCUAGUGGUGCCUCGACGUCGGGAGGUGGCAUUUCAAAUGCCAACAAUAGUCAACAACAGAACACAAAUUCGCAACAAUCGAACAGUACCGCAACAGAUCAUAAAUUCGCAGCUGGUGCUAGUGGCGAUAAUAAAAUGGUGAAUGCGCCAACAGCAGCUACAGCGAAUGUCGGUGCCGCUAAUCCUUUUGCCAAAAUCAAAACUGAAAAGGUUGAAAAUUAAUUUUCAACAAUAUUAAAACCACCACCACCAGCAGCAGCAGCCGCAACAGCAGUAGUAGCAGCAGCAGCAGCCACAAUAACAACAACAACAACCACAACAUCAAACACCAUAAGAAAACUUAAGGCAGACAAAAAGAUCAGGAAAUACAAAUAUUACUAUCCGUAUUAAAAUUAUAAAUACUUUAAAAAAACAAACAAAAAUUGUUUAAACAAAAAAACAAAACAAAAAGUUCAAGCAAGAAUUGCAAUAGGAACAGAAACCUAAAAAUCAACAUCUAGAGCGUAGAGCGCCUGAUACAGAGAAAAUUAAAAAAAAAAAAAUAUUUAAACUAAAACCAUAAAUCUAUAUAUAAAUUUAAACAAAAACAAAAGAAACGAGCUAAACACGAGGACAGGUUGAUAUAAAGUUGAAGUCUUAGAAGAUAAAGAAGAAGAGGAAACAUAAACAGAAAAACCAAGAAAAGAAAAAAUUUAAUUUAAAUUAAAAAAAAAAAUGAAAUGAAAAGAAAUUUAGUAAUGGAAAUGGUAGAUUUAUAAAAGAAUGCGUUAUGAGCAACUCUAAUAUCUAUGAUUUAACUUAUGCCUAUUUAAUUAUUAAUUAAAAAUUUAAACAAAAAAUCUACAAAUAAACUCAUUUACAUUUAAAAUGAAUAAUUUUUAGAAAAGAAAAAAUUUAAAAAAAAUUAUAUAUAUACUAUUACAAAAUGAACAGCAGUUGAUUAAGCAGAUGUAUAAGAAAAAGAAGUCGAAAAAUAAAUCAAUAAAUAAUAAAUGUAGAAUAAAAAAAAUGAGCUAAAACAACAACAGCAAACUUAUUUAAACAACCAUAAAACAAAACAGAACAAAACAACACAGAGUAGUCUGCAGUCUAACACAGCAGACUUGCAAAUGAAAAAUUAAGUUUAAUUUAGGCUUUCUUUUUUGCUACAUAAAGAAAAUAUUUUAUAAAAUAAAAAUACAAAAUAAUAAAAAUAAAAUUAAUGAAACAAACAGAAAGAAAAUCAUACAUAAUAAAUAUUUUGAAAUAAUUUUUGAAAAAACAAAAAAAAUUAAAACAAAAAAUUAUAAAUUCUAAAUUGUUGUAUAAGUGCAUAUAUAUAUAUAAUAAAUAAAUUUAAAACAAAAAAGAAAACAAACAAAUUCAAUAAUAUUUCAAAAAAAGAAGAAAAUUAAUUUAAUAAAAUAAAGGAAUUUUCUUACUUUUUUUAAAAUUUUCUUUUGUAGACAUGGUCUAGGAAUUUAGUAAUAUAAACAACAACAACAAAAACCUAUUAUAUAAUAGCACAGACAUACAUACAUAAAUUUGAAAACCAACAGAAAACAACAACUACAACACUAAACCCCCCUCCUCUACCAAACCAACAAACCACCCCUCUCUACCCCUUCCCCCCCAAAAUUUAUGAAUUAUGUAAAGAAAAGUAUUUCAAAAUAAAUUUAACUGAAACUUGGAAAAUUAAGAAAAUGUCGUUGUCACUCAAAAAUCGAAAAUAAUAAUACAAACAAAACAAAAAUAUUUAUAAACAAAACAAAA